Camellia sinensis is the source of this 1785-nucleotide messenger RNA. It is a transcript of the gene TPR10, whose product is annotated as ankyrin repeat family protein. NCBI's taxonomy places the organism in Eukaryota, Viridiplantae, Streptophyta, Magnoliopsida, Ericales, Theaceae. The record is from RefSeq and is a predicted model, not a curated record. Gene Ontology annotation, molecular function: protein binding.
CCGCCGGUCAAUAUGUCGUACAGAAAAGUCAGGACUCUUCGAACAAGUGACCCGGAUUCCGCCGAACGGGCCGUGCGGUCGAAGCCCUCUCCUUUCUUCCUCUUGCAUAUAUACCGUACUACGCAAAGUACAAGUACUACUGGGCUGCAACUACAAAGUAGAAAACUCAUAACAGGCUUCUUUCGACCUUCUUCUACCUAAAUCAAUCAAUCAAUAAAUAAUAAUGGCUCCUAAUGCUUCUGUUGCCCUAGCAGUGAGGCAAAAAGUUGAACAGUUCUUGAACGCUGCUCGUACCGGAAAUCUCGAUCUUUUCAAGAAGUUAGCAGCACAGCUCGAUGAUGGGAAAGGCUUGGCCAAGACAGUUGCUGAUGUUAAGGAUGCUAAUAAACGAGGGGCUCUUCAUUUUGCUGCCAGGGAAGGAAAGACUGAGGUCUGCAAGUACUUGUUGGAGGAGUUGAAACUCGAUGUGGACACAAAAGAUGAGGAUGGUGAAACUGCUCUUCUUCAUGCUGCUCGGCAAGGACAUACCACCACUGCCAAAUACCUUAUUGAGUGUGGUGCUAAUCCUGCUAUACCCAGUGAGCUGGGGGCUACAACUCUGCAUCAUUCUGCUGGAAUAGGAGAUAUUGAGUUGCUGAGGUUCUUAAUUUCCAAAGGUGUAGGUGUUGAUUCACAAAGUGAUGCUGGUACACCUCUGAUUUGGGCUGCUGGUCAUGGCCAACCAGAUUCUGUGAGAGUAUUGCUAGAAAACCAUGCUGAUCCUAAUGCUGAAACCGAUGAUAAUAUCACUCCACUGCUGUCAUCUGUAGCGGCUGGUUCACUGGCAUGCUUAGAGUUGUUGAUUCAGGCAGGGGCUAAAGUGAAUGUUACUGCAGGCGGAGCGACCCCUUUGCACAUUGCUGCUGAUAAUGGAAGUCCAGAAAUAAUAAAAUGUUUAUUAAAAGCUGGAUCUGAUCCCAAUGUCACUGAUGAGGAUGGGCUCAAGCCUGUGCAGGUUGCUGCAGCAAGAGGUAACAGGACAGCUGUUGAGAUCCUGUUUCCCUUAACUUCACAAAUUCAAACUGUUCCAGAGUGGACUGUUGAUGGAAUACUUGAACAUACGCAAUCUGAAACUGGAAAAGAACAGGAAGAGAAAAAGGAAAUUAAAUUACAGAGGGAUGCUAUCACACCAAAGCAAGAUAUGGUUGAGGUGACUCCUGAGGCAAAGAAGAAAGCUGCAGAAGCAAAAUUGAGAGGAAAUGAUGCCUUCAAACAAAAGGACUAUUUGAUGGCCGUUGAUGCUUACACACAGGCAAUUGAUUUUGAUCCCACUGAUGCUACUUUGCUUUCCAAUAGAAGUCUUUGUUGGAUUUGUUUAGGACAAGCUGAGCAUGCCUUGAAUGAUGCAAAGGCCUGCAGAGCACUAAGACCGGAUUGGCCGAAGGCUUGCUACCGGGAAGGUGCAGCUUUACGUUUAUUACAGAAGUUUGAUGAGGCAGCCAAUUCUUUUUAUGAGGGCGUGACGCUUGACCCUGAAAAUAAGGCUCUUGUAGAUGCUUUCAGGGAAGCUGUUGAAGCUGGGAGGAAGUUUCAUGGUACAGACCAGCAAAAAUCAUAGAGAUGUUUGCUUGUAUAUCAAUGGAGAGAGAUGUGGGACUGAAACAAUGCUUGAUGACACUGAAAUUUUGUUCUCUUGAGAUUUGUCUUUUUUAUUUACUUAUUUUGAACUCCUGUAAAAACUUGUUCGCUUGUGCACGGCUUCUCUAAUUAUAGGAAACCCUGUGAAUGGUUGAUUUUAUUGCUUUA